GGGAGAACAUGCAAACUCCACACAGAAAGAUCCCGAGCCUGGAUUCGAACCCAGGACCUUCGUGUUGUGAGGCAGACGCACUAACCCCUCUUCCACCGUGAAGCCCUAUAUAUGUUUGUAUUCUUUUUUUAUUAUUUUGAACUUACAACCCCCUGGCGCUGUUUUGUACUGUUUUCAUAAUGUUUUAUAAUGUUGUAUAUUGUUGUUUGUCUUACUGUUUGUAAUUGUUGACAUUUAUAAAUAAACCUUUAAAGAAAAAAAAAAUCCAACUUCCGUCGCAGUCUUAUGACGUAGCCGUGUGGCCACAUUGAUGACAUAAUACAGUGGAAUUGUGUACAGCGCGGAUAUUAUUGAAGUAAAUAAUAUCGCGCAUUUGCUCUGGAAUUGAGUUUGGCCGUAAAAUGACUUCCUUAUCCCGGUUAACGUGCUAAAUGAUGUUUGCUGGUAAUGGUAUGUUUUAUCAACUCUAGCAUAGUAUAGUAGCUUGGCUGCAUUGCUCAAGAGUGAGGGAAGUGUCAAAAGGGAGGACAUUGACACAUUCCCCUCAAUGCCAAACUUGCUGAGGUAACCACGGCUUCGACAAGCAGGUUUCCUUCGCACGUUGAGGUGUCUGCGGGCUGCUCGCAACAUGUUGAACCUACCGACCCAGUCCUUCCCGGCGCCGAGCUCCCAGCAGCGGGUCUCUCCCUCCGGCCAUUCGGGGAGGACCAAGGUUGCCUUGAAACCAGGCCACAGUCUAAUGGACUGGAUUCGGUUCUCCAAAAGUGGGAAAGAUCUAACUGGGCUGAGAGGACGGCUGAUUGAAGUUACUCAAGAAGAACUACAGAAACACAACACCAGGAACGACUGCUGGACAUGUAUACGAGGUUUGGUGUAUAAUGUCAGCCCUUACAUGGACUACCACCCUGGGGGAGAAGAUGAGUUGAUGAAGGCAGCGGGCAUAGAUGGCACUGACCUUUUUGACCAGGUCCAUCGCUGGGUGAACUAUGAGUCCAUGUUGAAGGAGUGCCUGGUGGGCAGGAUGGCCACUAAGCCCACCACUACUUUUAAAGGCAUUGUCCCACCACCUCCACCAGUCUUCAACCCCACUACACCAGUGACCUCUCUGACAAUCAAAGACUCAAGCCCUCGAUAUGAAUGGUUUCAAACAGAGUCGACGGUCCAUCUUAUUAUUUAUGCCAAAAGAAAGAUACCCAAAUCGGGCUGUACAGUUGUUGACCUCGCUGCUGGUGUACUACGACUGGAAGUGCUGCUUGGAAAAAUGUCCUACAUGAUACAUUUAUGUCUUUUAGAAGAUGUUGAUGCAAACAUUGGUGUUCACACUGCCGCCACCGUGGGAAAGAUCCAGGUGACCAUACACAAGCAGGAAAAAGGAAAAUGGCCAAGCCUUGGUCAGCCACUGGAAUUCCACAAUACAUUUUUAUGCAAAAAAGAAAGAGCUCUUUUCUAUCGGGAUUGUGUGUUGGUGUCUCGGACUGAGGUGAAUCAUAACACACACGUGCUUCAGUUGCAACUUCCUCGUGGGACUGUCAUGCAAGUGCCUGUUGGCAAACACGUCUACCUCAAAUCCCUCAUUCAAGAAACGGAGGUAGUGAGACCAUACACCCCAAUAGACAAGGGGCUUUCCGUUGGACCCGAUCCCUCUGCAGAAAACAAACACCUCUACCUCAUGAUUAAGUUUUAUAGUGAUGGAGCACUCACUCAACAUCUCAACAACCUGCAUGUUGGUGACCAUAUAUCAGUUAGCGGUCCAGAGGGUACCUUCAGUCUCCGCCCCCUUCGUGAUGUCACAGUCCUUUACCUUUUAGCAGCAGGCACAGGCUUCACUCCGAUGGCUCGUCUCAUUCAACUGGCACUGCAGGAGAUGAACACUAUCAGGAAAGCCCAACUGCUGUUUUUUAACCGACGAGAAGAGGACAUCCUGUGGCGAAGAGAAUUGGAUGAACUGGCCGCUAAGGAUGAAAGGUUCCAGGUGGAGCACAUCCUGUCCGAGCCAUGUGACAGCUGGGCAGGCAGGAAGGGCCGUGUGGACGAGGCCGUGAUCAACGAUUGUCUGGACAGACCGGCCGGGUCCAAGUGCUACGUUUGUGUAUGUGGGCCCACCGCCUUUACGGAGCUGACAGUUGGGUUGGUGAAGCAGCAGGGUUUCAUGGAAGAGGAGCUUCACAUCUUCCAGGGUUGAUGUGCACUGCUGCCAACUUGCAGAGACUUGGUGCCUUUAAGUGACAAUCAGAGACGGCUUAAAUGUAGAGCGUAUAUUUAUUUAUGUGUGUGUGAGGAAGAAAGACGGUUUCUAUGCAUCGAUAUGAAACAGCUGACUGACGACAGAGUUGUGUUGGUUGCAUUUGCACAGUCCAGUUAGUAUUUAUCUUACAUAUUUGACAUACAUUCUCCUGCCUCUGCUAAACAUACUUAAAGGCCUACUGAAAUGAGAUUUUCUUAUUUAAACGGGGAUAGCAGGUCCAUUCUUUGUCAUACUUGAUCAUUUCGCGAUAUUGCCAUAUUUUUGCUGAAAAGAUUUAUUAGAAAACUUCGCAACUUUUGGUGGCUAAUAAAAAAGCCUUGCCUGUACCGGAAGUAGCAGACGAUGUGCACGUGAUAGAGAUGCGCGGAUAUGCAAUUAUAUGAUCCGCAACCGCAUCACAAAAGUCGUCAUCCACCCUCCACCCACCCGAACCAACAUUUCAUCAAAGACACACCCACCAGUUGUUAUAUAUCUAAUAUAGACGAUGCAAGGCAUGAGUGAGGUUAGAAAGUGCAACUCCCUCCAAAUAGCACAGACACGAUGGCUUUCUUGAACUGAUUUAUUUGAAGGCUUACUUUCCCUUCAAAUUCACCGCGAAAACUGUAAUAAAUAAAGCAGGUUACAAACGUGAAAAUAAUAACAUGCACAGCAUGUGGAUCAAACAUUUUACCAAGUAAAAUACCAACAAAUGACAAAUACCUCGUUGGCCAUACCCGGAAGUAGCUUCCUUACAUCCGUCGACAGACCAAACGAGACACUUCAAAAUAAAAGCAUGCCCACAUAGUGUUUCAAAGAGUGCUGCUCGUUUUCCGUAUGUGGGUAACAACAUUGAACUAUUUAUAAAUGGUUGAUUUCUAUAGGCUAGUAAGAUAAAGUGUUGUAGCUGACAAGUUUGAUUUCUAUAGACUAGUAAGGUAAAGUGUUGUAGCUGACAAGUUUGAUUUCUAUAGGCUAGUAAGGUAAAGUGUUGUAGCUGACAAGUUUGAUUUCUAUAGACUAGUAAGGUAAAGUGUUGUAGCUGACAAGUUUGAUUUCUAUAGGCUAGUAAGGUAAAGUGUUGUAGCUGACAAGUUUGAUUUCUAUAGACUAGUAAGUAAGGUAAAGUGUUGUAGCUGACAAGUUUGAUUUCUAUAGUCUAGUAAGGUAAAGUGUUAUAGCUGACAAGUUUGAUUUCUAUAGGCUAGUAAGGUAAAGUGUUGUAGCUGACAAGUUUGAUUUCUAUAGGCUAGUAAGGUAAAGUGUUGUAGCUGACAAGUUUGAUUUCUAUAGACUAGUAAGGUAAAGUGUUGUAGCUGACAUGUUUGAUUUCUAUAGUCUAGUAAGGUAAAGUGUUGUAGCUGACAAGUUUGAUUUCUAUAGUCUAGUAAGGUAAAGUGUUAUAGCUGACAAGUUUGAUUUCUAUAGGCUAGUAAGGUAAAGUGUUGUAGCUGACAAGUUUGAUUUCUAUAGGCUAGUAAGAUAAAGUGUUGUAGCUGACAAGUUUGAUUUCUAUAGGCUAGUAAGGUAAAGUGUUGUAGCUGACAAGUUUGAUUUCUAUAGUCUAGUAAGGUAAAGGGUUGUAGCUGACAAGUUUGAUUUCUAUAGACUAGUAAGGUAAGGUGUUGUAGCUGACAAGUUUGAUUUCUAUAGGCUAGUAAGGUAAAGUGUUGUAGCUGACAAGUUUGAUUUAUACAGGCUAGUAAGGUAAAGUGUUGUAGCUGACAAGUUUGAUUUCUAUAGGCUAGUAAGGUAAAGUGUUGUAGCUGACAAGUUUGAUUUCUAUAGGCUAGUAAGGUAAAGUGUUGUAGCUGACAAGUUUGAUUUAUACAGGCUAGUAAGGUAAAGUGUUGUAGCUGACAAGUUUGAUUUCUAUAGGCUAGUAAGGUAAAGUGUUGUAGCUGACAAGUUUGAUUUCUAUAGGCUAGUAAGGUAAAGUGUUGUAGCUGACAAGUUUGAUUUCUAUAGUCUAGUAAGGUAAAGUGUUGUAGCUGACAAGUUUGAUUUAUAUAGGCUAGUAAGGUAAAGUGUUGUAGCUGACAAGUUUGAUUUAUAUAGGCUAGUAAGGUAAAGUGUUGUAGCUGACAAGUUUGAUUUCUAUAGGCUAGUAAGGUAAAGUGUUGUAGCUGACAAGUUUGAUUUCUAUAGGCUAGUAAGGUAAAGUGUUGUAGCUGACAAGUUUGUUUUCUAUAGUCUAGUAAGGUAAAGUGUUGUAGCUGACAAGUUUGAUUUCUAUAGGCUAGUAAAGUGUUGUAGCUGACAAGUUUGAGUUCUAUAGGCUAGUAAGGUAAAGUGUUGUAGCUGACAAGUUUGAUUUCUACAGGCUAGUAAGAUAAAGUGUUGUAGCUGACAAGUUUGAUUUCUAUAGGCUAGUAAAGUGUUGUAGCUGACAAGUUUGAGUUCUAUAGGCUAGUAAGGUAAAGUGUUGUAGCUGACAAGUUUGAUUUCUAUAGGCUAGUAAGAUAAAGUGUUGUAGCUGACAAGUUUGAUUUCUAUAGGCUAGUAAGAUAAAGUGUUGUAGCUGACAAGUUUGGGCUACCUUGCUUCUGCAGGUGUCACGUGAUGUUAGCGUGACGUCGUCUGUGACGUGUUAUAUGGAUUGUACCAUCAAGAGUUGUCAGGUACAACACUUUACCUACUAGCCUGUAUAAAUCAACCAUUUAUAAAUACAGGUCAGUAGGCUAAAUGAACCUCUUCAACGUAACAUUUAACUAUGUAUAAUGUAGCAGCUGGCUACGGGGUGUUAGCCAAUGACUUUGGCUGGGGGGCGGGACUUCCGGGAGAGAUAGGGAAGUGAUGUUAUUGACAGGAAGUGAGAGUUCGAGUUGUCCCGGGAAAAGCGUUACAGACUUUAGAGCUGUUGUGUGGUUGUAUUACAUCUUGUGCGAUAAAGACAAGACAAACGAAGACGUUUUAUUAGCCUACAUUCCUGGGAUUAUUACAAUAUAUAUUUCCGAAUUGGUUCAACCGCCACCCGCCCGAAUCUCUUUAAAUUCUAUUUUUUCAUCAUGUCACCCGCCCGACCCGCGGUUUAUCCGCGGACUCCACGGUUGCGACCGCAAACCGCGCAUCUGUAGCGCGUGACGUCACGGGUUGUAGGGCUCCUCACAUCCUCACAUUGUUUGAAAUCAUGGCCACCAGCAGCAAGAGCGAUUUGGUCCGAGAAAGCGACGAUUUCCCCAUUAAUUUGAGGAAGGAAGAAAGAUUUGCGGAUGAGGAAAGUAAGUGUAAAGCACUAGAGAAAAAAAAAAAAAUUAGACACAUUUACUAGGAUAAUUCUGGAAAAUCCCUUAUCUGCUUUUUGUGUUACUAGUGUUUUAGUGAGAUUAUAAAGUCAUACCUGGGCUGCGGUGACCGCCAGUGUCUCUGACGGAAGCCAUGGAGGAGCCAAGAAAGUCAUAGCUGCAGGAGGAUGCAAGCUCCGCAUGUCUCCGGUAAGAGCCGACUUAUUACCACAAUUUUCUCACCGAAACCUGCCGGUUGACAUGUGGUAGAGAAACAUGUUCGCUUGACCGCUCUGUUCCAUAUUAAAGCUUCACAACAAACAAAGAAACACCGGCUGUGUUUCGGUUGCUAAAGGCAGCUGCAAUCCACCAACAGCAUUCUUCUUUGACGUCUCCAUUAUUAAUUGAACAAAUUGCAAAAGAUUCAGCAACACAGAUUUUCAAAAUACUGUGUAAUUAUGCGAUUAAAGCAGACAACUUUUAGCUAUGAUUGAUGCUGGGAUAAAAUGUCCGCUACAACCAAUAACGUCACAAACACACGUCAUCAUACAAGUCAUCAUUCCGCGAUGUUUUCAACAGAAUACCUCGCACGAAAUUUAAAAUCGCAAUUUAGUAAACUAAACCGGCCGUAUUGGAAUGUGUUGCAAUGUUAAUAUUUCAUCAUUGAUAUAUAAACUAUCAGUCAGUAGUAGUGGCUUUCAGUAGGCCUUUGAUUCCACAUCUUAUUAAUCACAAUUGAGUGAAAAGUACAUGUAGUUGUGACAAUGUUGUUGUUGAUACAACAAUGUCAAAAGAGCCUAGGAAAGUUCUCUUUUAAGCAACAAUGCUGCCUCUUUUUAUAGUCAAUGCUACAGAUACAGGACAUGCUUGAUCAUCCAUGAUGUAUAUGUGGUUAUCUCAAGCAUAUCAUGUUGCUGUUUUGAAGCAACACAGGCAUUAUGCUGUUAUUACUAGGAACAAUUUAUAUUAUAAGAGGAAAUUAUUGUGCAGAAACAACAAUAUGAAAAAAAAAGUAUUACAAUAUGUUAACAGGUCAAAUUAUUCCCCUCAACUUCAGCUGGUGUUAAUAUUUUCUGGUGGACUGACUGAAAAAAACUUUACAUCAAGAAUUCAAGGGGAGAUUACUUACUUUUGAGGAACUGUAUGUAUUCUAAAUUAUUGUAUUUAAAAGAAAAGGAUGGAAAAACUUGGACUUCGAUUUGGAUUGUAAUUAAUUAAUAAGUUAAAAGUUGAACUUUAAGGACCAAUGAGAGUCCACACACACACUUUGUGUGGUGAAAUGAUCCUCUGCAUUCCACCCAUCCCUCUUAAACACCACCUGGUAGGUGAGGGGAGCAGUGAGCAGCAGCGAUAACCAUGCCCGGGAAUUUAAGAGAGAUACUAUUCUGGUUCCUGAAUACUAUAAGAACAUGUAACUGAUUUAAUAAUAUAUGUUGAGUGGAAAGGUACACUAUUAGAAUAUGUAAAUACUAUACAAUACAAUAAAGUACUGUAUUACAACUAUAAUUACUGAUCAAGUAUGCAAUCAGGACACUUUUAUUGCAGUCCAUUUAAUAUAAAUGUAACUACAGCUGCCCGUCAUGUGACUCUUUUGUUUUUUUAUUGUUAAAAAGUGUGUAAUGUUAAAUUUUAUAGUAAAGUCUUUUUACACAA
This is a messenger RNA of Nerophis ophidion (straightnose pipefish), 7098 nucleotides long. RefSeq names its product cytochrome b5 reductase 4. Gene Ontology annotation, cellular component: endoplasmic reticulum. The record is from RefSeq and is a predicted model, not a curated record. Gene Ontology annotation, molecular function: heme binding; oxidoreductase activity. Bases 629 to 2182 code for a protein of 517 amino acids. Gene Ontology annotation, biological process: generation of precursor metabolites and energy; superoxide metabolic process. The transcript has 15 exons. Lineage: Eukaryota; Metazoa; Chordata; Actinopteri; Syngnathiformes; Syngnathidae.